Molecule: messenger RNA, 920 nt
Organism: Exophiala viscosa
Lineage: Eukaryota; Fungi; Ascomycota; Eurotiomycetes; Chaetothyriales; Herpotrichiellaceae
Product: 20S proteasome subunit beta 7
Exons: 1
Coding region: 92-835 (247 amino acids)
Biological process (GO): regulation of DNA-templated transcription
Cellular component (GO): nucleus
Source: RefSeq, a predicted model, not a curated record
CAUACCACUCCUCUUCGCUAUGUCGUGAGGACCAUACGAUCGUAUAUGCCUUCAUUGAUAGCCCUGCCUUUGGCUUUAUCUCGGCACAAAUAUGAGUGCGCUCGUGGGCUAUGAGUCCAGCGACGACGAACAAGAUGUCAACACAGUCGAGAAUGCUGUGACAACGACAUCUAUCGCGGAUGCCAGUAAACCUACCCAGGCAGGAAACAAUUUUCGAGAUGGCAUCCCUCCGCCUGUGCUUGAGCCAAAGCCAAGUCCCAUGGCUACCAUGGCGGAUAUGGACAAUGGACCUAUGGUAGGGCCAAUUAUGCCAGAACAGACGGCAAACGAAAGCGAGCAAGAUUCUCUUAUGGAGAUGCGAGAAUCCAUGUCUGAUCGGGACAUCAUCCAUCAUCUGACUGCCGCACCACAACCCAUGACCUCGCUACCGUCUUCUCCGCCUGGGUCGCCCAAUCCAGCCAUGGAUGCAAAAUUCAAGCGAUUUCUAGAGCUAAAGGCAAAAGGUGUACAUUUCAAUUUGGACCUGGCAAGUAAACCGCCCUUCCGCAAUCCCGGUCUGCUCUCCAGCUUGAUGGCGCGGGCCGGUUUAGAGGAGGAAGACCAAUACCGGACUUCGUUGCCCAGAGAGACAUUUGACCCAUUAGGGCUCCCUGCAAGUGGUUAUAAGGAAGCACUUCUCGAAAGCCAGUAUGAGCUACGCGUCAAAGACCAGGCCAUGAAGAAGACUCUUUCGGCUGCAGGAAAGAGGACGAUCGACUUCAGGUCUGGAGGUUCGUCGGACAAUGCUAGCGCAGACUCAACUCCCGGAACGUCGAGUAAACGAAAACGACCUUGAGAGCUACAGGUACAGCAAUAUCAUUACAUUCUAACCAAGCAGGAAGUCCUUCGCUAAUGGCUGAGGGCAGAGCCUGGCGUCAGCA